AUGCGACAAAUAGUUAUCUUAGUGGUAGUACUGACUUCCCGAGCGAUACUAGCCGAUGAAACAGAUGAGCCAAUCAGUACGAAUCGAAUCGGCUUCGGCCCCAGCUUUAGCGCGAAACGUGACGUGCGAUUCUACUUGUACACACCGCUGGCGGUGAAUGAGCCGCACGUGUUUUCGAUUGACACGGUUGGAACGCUGUCGCGCACCUUCUACAACAGCAGCCUGCCGGUUCGCAUCGUGAUCCAUGGUUGGAUGAACAACUACACCUCGUUGGCGAUCCAGGGAGUCAAGGAAGCCUAUCUAUCCAAGGGCGAGUACAACAUCAUAGGAGUAGACUGGAACAAAGGAGCCGCCGAACCGUAUCUUCGGGCUUCUCAGUAUACCUUGGCCGUCGGUUAUGUCGUCGCCGAUCUGAUUCACCGUGUAGUCCGAUCCAAUAUGGCCACAAUGGAUCAAAUUCAUCUGAUUGGGCACAGUCUGGGCGCACACAUUGCUGGCUGUGCAGGAAAUUUGGUGAAUGUAGGAAAACUAAAAGUGAUUGUCGGACUUGAUCCAGCAUCGAUCAAUUUCUUCGAAGAUGAACCGGAUGUCCGGCUUAGUCCAGAUGACGCCGAGUAUGUGGAAGUCAUCCACACCAGCACGCAGUUUUCCGGUUAUCCCCAUCCAAUUGGGUUGGUUGAUUUUUACAUUAACUACGGCAAGAAACAACCGGGUUGUUUAACCGAAUCUUGUAGCCACGGGAGGUCUAUUGAGAUCUUCAUUGAAUCACUGUCGAAGGAAUGCAAAGGCUUUUGGGGUGCCCGCUGCGAUGACUAUAAUGAACUGAAGGCCAAGACAUGCUACAAUCUCAAACGGCAAGCUCUUCUCGGUGGUGACCCUCCCAGGUUGGAGAACGAGAAGGGUAUCUACGUGGUGGUCACAUCCGUGGACCCUCCGUUUGCUCUGGGGUAUAACUUUUGACCGAUAACCGCAAACUAUACUGAUUGAUCGAUGGGUAUAAAGAAAUAAAUCUUCAAAUUAAUAGAUACAUUUGUAUAAAUAUCACAAUCUGGAACUUCUUCGAAAUGUUUUCUUCCUUCAAUGAGU
Messenger RNA from Topomyia yanbarensis, 1086 nucleotides. RefSeq names its product phospholipase A1-like. Gene Ontology annotation, biological process: lipid metabolic process. The record is from RefSeq and is a predicted model, not a curated record. NCBI's taxonomy places the organism in Eukaryota, Metazoa, Arthropoda, Insecta, Diptera, Culicidae. The coding region runs from base 1 to 960 and encodes 319 amino acids. The transcript has 3 exons. Gene Ontology annotation, molecular function: lipase activity.